GCCUUAGAAAACCUAAACGCCCUCCCAUUAUAACUUCAGUCCUUAAGCAUCAGCCUCCGUUUCAACUCCACGGCGCAGAUCCGAGGAGUUUUUGGAUCUCUCGCUAUCUUCAAACGCUUUCCAUUCUUCUUCCAAUCCAUCGUCGUCUCACUGAUCUACAGAUAUGGCUGGUUUGGCUCCCGAAGGAUCUCAAUUUGACGCCCGUCAGUAUGACACCAAAAUGAAUGAGUUACUUUCAUCGGAUGGACAGGAUUUCUUCACCUCAUACGAUGAAGUUUAUGAUAGCUUUGAUUCUAUGGGCUUGCAAGAAAACCUCCUCAGAGGCAUUUAUGCCUAUGGUUUUGAGAAGCCAUCUGCAAUUCAGCAAAGGGGAAUUGUUCCUUUUUGCAAAGGGCUUGAUGUGAUCCAACAAGCACAGUCUGGAACAGGGAAGACUGCAACCUUUUGCUCUGGCAUUUUGCAGCAACUUGAUUAUGGUCUUGUGCAAUGCCAGGCUUUGGUCCUGGCACCCACUAGGGAGCUUGCUCAACAGAUUGAGAAGGUUAUGCGAGCCCUUGGUGAUUAUCUUGGUGUAAAGGUUCAUGCUUGUGUUGGUGGGACAAGUGUACGUGAGGACCAACGCAUUCUUCAAGCUGGUGUUCAUGUUGUUGUUGGUACUCCUGGUCGUGUGUUUGAUAUGUUGCGUAGACAAUCACUUCGUCCAGACUACAUUAAGAUGUUUGUGUUGGAUGAAGCUGAUGAAAUGCUUUCUCGUGGAUUUAAGGAUCAGAUUUAUGACAUUUUCCAGCUGCUACCAUCCAAGAUUCAGGUUGGUGUCUUCUCUGCUACAAUGCCACCUGAAGCCCUUGAGAUCACCAGGAAGUUCAUGAACAAGCCUGUUAGGAUUCUUGUAAAGCGUGACGAGCUCACCUUGGAAGGUAUCAAGCAGUUCUAUGUCAAUGUUGACAAGGAAGACUGGAAGCUUGAGACACUCUGUGAUCUUUACGAGACUUUGGCCAUCACCCAGAGUGUCAUUUUUGUGAAUACUCGUCGUAAAGUUGAUUGGCUCACUGAUAAGAUGCGAAGCCGUGACCACACAGUAUCUGCUACCCAUGGUGACAUGGACCAGAACACCCGUGACAUUAUUAUGCGUGAGUUCCGUUCGGGUUCAUCUAGAGUUCUCAUAACCACUGAUCUAUUGGCCCGUGGUAUUGAUGUCCAACAGGUUUCUCUUGUUAUUAACUUUGAUCUGCCGACGCAACCCGAGAAUUACCUUCAUCGUAUAGGAAGAAGUGGACGUUUUGGAAGAAAGGGUGUUGCCAUCAACUUCGUAACUACGGAUGAUGAAAGAAUGCUGUUCGACAUUCAGAAGUUCUAUAAUGUCUUAAUUGAAGAACUGCCAGCAAAUGUUGCUGAUCUCCUGUGAGGACGGAAAUACUGUGGUAGACGACGAGGCGUGGUUUUCUCCUCUCCGAAGCACUCAACCAAGCUUUUUCUCCUCAUAUCUUUUUGCUCUACUGUUUAGUGUUUAAAUUAAAUAUUCUUGAACCUUUUUGUGACCUCGGAAAUGGUGUGCCCAUAAAUUGCCUUCUGGUCAAAUAUGUGCCUCCUUUUUUGUUGAGGUUUUUUUUUUUUUUUUUUUUUUUUUUUUNUCAUGUUAUAAAAACUUGUCUUUACCGAAUUAUUGGCUAGUUUUUUCUUUUAUUUGGGGUGUGGGAAGGGACAAUUUUUGAUGUCUCAGCAAGCUGCCAUAGUCUUGUGUGUACGUUAUUCAUCGUUUGAUCUUCGAGACUUGUGUUGAAAUAUAGGAUCUUGUAAUCGUCAGCA
Molecule: messenger RNA, 1806 nt
Organism: Cucurbita pepo subsp. pepo (vegetable marrow)
Lineage: Eukaryota; Viridiplantae; Streptophyta; Magnoliopsida; Cucurbitales; Cucurbitaceae
Product: eukaryotic initiation factor 4A-8
Molecular function (GO): ATP binding; nucleic acid binding; RNA helicase activity
Source: RefSeq, a predicted model, not a curated record